This is a messenger RNA of Alternaria arbusti, 819 nucleotides long. RefSeq lists its product as uncharacterized. The record is from RefSeq and is a predicted model, not a curated record. Lineage: Eukaryota; Fungi; Ascomycota; Dothideomycetes; Pleosporales; Pleosporaceae. The transcript has 2 exons. Gene Ontology annotation, biological process: protein ubiquitination. Bases 1 to 819 code for a protein of 272 amino acids. Gene Ontology annotation, molecular function: ubiquitin protein ligase activity.
AUGGCUUUGCCCACCCGCACCGAGUUCUAUCGCGACCAUUUAGCACCUUGUCGCAUUCUCCCAGGUGCGCCCAAGUACUCAGAUGUCGGCAUCUGCGUUGUUUGCCAAGAGGACUUCAACGAUGCAUCAUAUGACAUGGUCGCCGUCAGAAGCUGCUCGCACGUCUUCCAUCGCAAGUGCAUCAUCCAGUGGACCGAAACCUGGAGCUCGCCCCGCGACACAUGCCCCUCGUGUCGGGAGUCGAUGUACCAGUAUACGCCAAUGACGGCCCAUGAGAUCCAGGCCAUGCAGGAAGCGCAGGCAAUUCAAGACGCUGAGACCCGGCUAUCAGAGUUGGGUCCGUUCGCUGCAGCGAGAGAAGCUGAGCGCGUCUGGUUCGCGUCCAUGGGAGUGUCGGUCGAAGAUCUCCCCGCCUUUGACGACAUGACUGAACCGACACACUUUUCUGAUGAAGACGGCGAGGAGAUUGCGACACUUUGGAAGCGCAUCGCCAGCAUACUCUCCAACAUUUCCAAUGUACUCCGACGCAUCGCUGGGAGAAUCGCCCACGUCACCCAGAUACUCUCCUCCCUCUCCGCGAUUACCUCCCACAUGGCCACUAUACGCCCAGUCAACGCCAUUGUAUUCCCCGACGGUCCCGAUAUACUCCGAUGCAUCACAAGGAGAAUCUUCUACAUCGCCAGUAUACCAACCGUCGUUGCCGGACGCACGAAACCAAGGGGGUCACACAAGCCCGGAGCAGUCGACGCAGCUGGAGCAGUCGACGCAGCUGGAGCAGUUGACGCAGCUGGAGCGGAUGCGUGGCGUCAUAUCCAGUGA